AAAAAAGCCACGGUACAAUACUUUCAGGUUGAUCUCACUGCUACUGGUACAACUAAUAGGUGCUGUAUAGCAGUAUAGCAGCUUAUCUCUGUGACCUUGUGUACCAGCGAAACUGAAGCGACCGAUAAAACUCUCCGGGCUGGUUCGCAUCCGAACUUUUUUCAGUCGUGCUUAAGGAAGAACGUAUUGAACAAUUCCAAGGCCAAACAACAAGAAUCGCUCUCAACUCGUCUCUUUAAGUUUCCCUCGUUAUGCUAGAAUUCAACGAUGAUGCGUCCAGGCGCGAAAAGUGCUUCACCAGCCUAGGACAACUGCCGCCAUUCAUCGAUCCUAAACAGCCACCGACAAGAAAAGUCCCGUUCUCGGCCAUUCUGGGCCAUCCUUUCGUCCAUACUGUCGAAGUCACUUUACCCAAGGAGGCAUACACAACCAUCCAAGCAUCCUUGGACAGUAAACUACAGAAGCUCCGCUAUGCGCGGGUCUUCAUGUCCCUGUCGUCUCUACUGGAGACGGAAUUCUUCAACACCUACAUCAAGAAAGGAAACAUUCUUAUGAUAUCGGAGGGCCGAUCAGGCUCAGACAGUGUCUUCACGCUCCGAGAUGGCAUCUUGAAACUCGAGCUCAGCAGGGAGAUCUUCGAGCGGACCGGUUUGACAGGAAAGCCCAUCCGCAGCGGCGGCAGGAAACACGCAAAAGAGCGAUACAUCAUCGAACUCAACCUCCGCUUACCAUCGAUGCUCCACGGCAAAAAGGGCUUCAAGCGGAUUGAGUGGGCCUUCCAAAACGUCCUUACCCAGUCCGUAGCCUGGCUCUUCUUCGAUCUUUCAUCCGAGACAAAUGGCAUCGCCGACGACGACCUAUCCCUCAAAGGCAACCACCCGCAAAUCCUCCCCUGCUCGCCCGCCAUCACCGAACACCCGCAAAUCCUCGUCCCGCCUCUCGACACCCUCAAACUUCAGGACUCCUCCACCGCAGCCGCAGCCGCUACCCACCAAGCGGAAUUGCAAAACCAAUGCACCGAGGUCUCCGAAUGGCUGGCGAUGGUCUCCCUCGGCUCGCCGCGCGUCACCGCCGCCGACGACGUGGAUCCGUACCUGAGCCGCUACUGCGUGCCGGACGCGGACGAGGCCCAACCCACCGACCUCGUGUCGCUACGGUGGCGCGGCCUGAUCCCUUCCAAAUGGAUCGUGGGGUUGCUGGUUCAGUUACUGCGGGAGACGGCUGCCGGUGGCUCCGCGGCAGCAUCCGCUUGGUUCGCCAUCUCAGCGAAUGCGCUGGGCCGGGAGGCGGUCGAGGCCCGGGAUGGGUAUUUGCUUUUGGUGCUUCCGGCGUUGACGAUGGCUGCUGCUGCGCCUUCGGGGCCCGAGGAUGAGGAGAAGGUUGGCAAGGAUGCCAUUGCGGCUGCUCGGCGGUUGGGGCGGCACUUUGUCAGUUGGGAGUUUGUGGGAGCGUCGGUUCUACAGUAACGUAGCGGGGUUGGUUUUCUGGAUACCUGUUGGAAGAGUGUAGUUGAUUAUACCCCCCUGUGUUGGAGAAUUGUAC
Molecule: messenger RNA, 1542 nt
Organism: Aspergillus fijiensis CBS 313.89
Lineage: Eukaryota; Fungi; Ascomycota; Eurotiomycetes; Eurotiales; Aspergillaceae
Product: ribonuclease P protein subunit p40
Exons: 7
Coding region: 252-1466 (404 amino acids)
Biological process (GO): tRNA 5'-leader removal; endonucleolytic cleavage in ITS1 to separate SSU-rRNA from 5.8S rRNA and LSU-rRNA from tricistronic rRNA transcript (SSU-rRNA, 5.8S rRNA, LSU-rRNA); tRNA 3'-end processing
Cellular component (GO): multimeric ribonuclease P complex; ribonuclease MRP complex
Molecular function (GO): ribonuclease P activity; ribonuclease MRP activity
Source: RefSeq, a predicted model, not a curated record